GCUCUUCAAUUCCACCGAUGUGAUCAUCUUCGAUUGAGUGGACUUACUCAUAUAAACAGCCCACGAUCCCAUAUUGGUAUAGGCACAAGCAAUGACGUGGAUAUCUCCCAUCUUACUAUAAUUGCACCUGAUGAAAGUCCAAACACUGAUGGAAUUAACGUCGCAAACUCAACCUAUGUCUAUAUUCAUGACUCUAAAAUUGGAACUGGUGAUGACUGCAUUGCACUCAGUACUGGUUCUUCCAAUGUUAGGAUCGCCAAGAUUGCGUGCGGACCAGGUCAUGGAAUUAGUGUGGGAAGCUUAGGAGAAGAUGGGGCUUAUGCUGCAGUGGAAAAUGUAUACGUGAGAGAUUGUAGUUUUAAUGGAACUCAAAAUGGAGCAAGAAUCAAGACAUGGCCGGGUGGAUCCGGAUAUGCUAGGAAUAUAACCUUUGAGAACAUCACACUUACCGCAACUAAAAACCCCAUCAUUAUUGACCAACAAUACUGCAACGGUGCUCACGAUUGCGCAAAGCAGAGCAAAGCUGUGCUGGUGAGCAAUGUGAGAUUCACUGGUUUUAGAGGAACUUGUGGUAAUGAGGAGGCCAUCAAAUUAGACUGCAACCGCAUCUCGGGUUGUCAAAACAUUGAACUGGUGAAAAUUAAUAUCACCUCAACGGUUCCAAGUAAGAAGGUUUAUGCAAGUUGCAACAAUGCCAAAGGAAAUUCCGGCUCUACUGUGCCCACUGUAUCUUGCCUCAAGUAUCCCACUCGUCCAUUCAUCUAACUCUCAGACUUGUAGUUCCUUGAGGGAAAAAAAAAACAAAAAAACAAAAAAUAAAGGCCUUGUAAGGAGAAAAAUAAACUA
This is a messenger RNA of Prunus avium (sweet cherry), 846 nucleotides long. The record is from RefSeq and is a predicted model, not a curated record. NCBI's taxonomy places the organism in Eukaryota, Viridiplantae, Streptophyta, Magnoliopsida, Rosales, Rosaceae.